AUGCAUGCUCCAGAAGUCAGGGUGUACCUAAUAUGCCCAUGUGUCUUUUAUACCAUCAAGUACAGUAAUAUGCUCUUCUUUCCGCCCAAAACGACAGCAAAUUCCCAACCAAUGGAUCAAGGAAUCAUACAAAAUCUUAAGCACCAUUACAAAAAGCUCUUGCUGUCCCGCCGUCUCGAAGCCAUGGAUGAAGGAAACGAGUUUAAAUUUACAUUGCUCGACUCUCUGCACGUCGCUCGGCGUGCAUGGGAGCAGGUCAGUGAAUUGACAAUUAAGAACUGUUUCGCGAAAGCCAAGUUUAUUGAAGAGGAAAUACAAAUAGAGCCAGAGGAUGCUGAGCUGCUCGAGAUCUGGAAAGCUUUACCUCCUGAGGAAAGGACACAUGAGAAUGAAACAAUUGAGCUGUUUGAUUUUCUUAGUGCUGACGAUCGCCUCGUAACUGGAGGAUCUUUCACUCUAGAAGAAAUAGCAAAGGAGGUAAUGCAUAACGAAGAGCCGGUGGAAAGUGAAGAUGACGAGGUAAUUGUGGAAGAGGAAUACUUUUCGUUUGCAGAUGCCCAGAGAGCAUGGAGCACUAUCCGAAAGUUUAUGCAGCAGCAGAGCAGCGGAAAACCCAGCGUCAUGCAGGCGUGUGAUAGGCUAGACAACGAAAUGAACGAAAUCUGCCAAAAGAAGAUGAGUCAGCCGAUAAUUUUUGAGAGCUUCGGGAUUAACUAA
Messenger RNA from Octopus sinensis (East Asian common octopus), 717 nucleotides. RefSeq names its product major centromere autoantigen B-like. Lineage: Eukaryota; Metazoa; Mollusca; Cephalopoda; Octopoda; Octopodidae. Bases 1 to 717 code for a protein of 238 amino acids. Gene Ontology annotation, molecular function: nucleic acid binding. The record is from RefSeq and is a predicted model, not a curated record. The transcript has a single exon.